This is a messenger RNA of Periophthalmus magnuspinnatus, 573 nucleotides long. Its product is annotated as protein pitchfork-like. Lineage: Eukaryota; Metazoa; Chordata; Actinopteri; Gobiiformes; Gobiidae. Gene Ontology annotation, molecular function: cytoskeletal protein binding. The transcript has 5 exons. Bases 1 to 573 code for a protein of 190 amino acids. The record is from RefSeq and is a predicted model, not a curated record. Gene Ontology annotation, cellular component: ciliary basal body. Gene Ontology annotation, biological process: regulation of cell projection organization.
AUGUCGUCCGCUGCUCCCGUGCGUAAGGUUCACUUCGGGAGCACGCAGGAGAGGAGGUUUGUGCCGUUUAGUUACCCACCGGACCGGAUGGGAAACGAGUACGCGCGAGACACCCAGCCCAACGUGGGACCGGGGAGCUACGAGAGCCACCAGUUCGGUACCAUCGUGUACAACUUAGAAAAAACUCCCAUGAGUCGAAAAGGAUAUGGACUCUCAGCCAGGACUGCAAAGCGCUUUCCAACUGUCAGCAAGGGCAUGACUCCCUCCCCUCAGCAGUACCAGCCCGAUCAGUCCUCGUCCAGGAUCAUCCCUCCUGGAAAAACUCCAUUUAACUCCACAGCCCAGAGGUUUAAAAUGGGACCUGACACGGUGAACCAGAGCCCCGGCCCUGGUAGUUACAGUGUGUGUGAGACAGAGACACACAGGAGGGUGAGCUGGCCCAUGUGCUUCGGGAAUCCAGACUGGAGCAGACUGCCUCAGCUCGACAAACGGUCCCUCAGGGUCAAGAUGCCGACAGACAAAGAGUUCCUGAAGCAGAGGAGCAGACUGGCCUAUCUGAGUCUGUACUAUUGA